UAGACUACACUACAUUUGUCUUCCUCUCUUUUAUUUUAUAUCCCUUUUUGACUUCCUGCCAUUAAUAAUAAAACUAACACCCAUACAGUUCACAUAAGCUGUUGCUGUUUCUGUCUGUUGCAUUUUCCUUUUCUCCAAGAUUCAUUGCGUUGCGUUAUCUUCGUACCAUAAGAGGAAAGAAAAUGGUUUCCAAAACAAUUGAUAUGCUGAAGAAAGAACUUCCUCUUGAACCAGGAUCUCUGCUCUUGUCUGGACAUGUUAAGACCGGUCUUGUUCUUGUUGAUAUUGUUAAUGGUUUCUGUACCGUCGGUGCUGGUAACUUGGCUCCAAGACAGCCUGACAAGCAAAUAUCUCAUAUGUUAGACGAGUCUGUGAAACUUGCCAGAAUGUUUUGUGACAAAAAAUGGCCUGUUUUUGCUUUUCUUGAUUCUCAUCAUCCUGAUAUCCCUGAGCCUCCCUAUCCUCCUCAUUGUAUUAGUGGAACAGAAGAAGCUGAGUUAGUUCCAGCACUAAAAUGGUUGGUGAAUGAAUCUAAUGUAACACUUAGGCGCAAGGAGUGUAUUGAUGGCUUUCUUGGCUCUGUCGAGAAAGAUGGAUCCAAUGUCUUUGUAAGUUGGGUGAAGAAUAAUCAAAUUAAAAAUAUACUGGUGGUAGGGAUAUGCACAGACGUAUGCGUGCUUGAUUUUGUAUGUUCCACACUGUCUGCCAGAAAUCUUCGUUUUCUUGCUCCUCUAGAGGAUGUAAUCGUGUAUUCACAUGGUUGUGCAACUUACGAUUUGCCUGUUCAUGUUGCCGAUACUAUCCAAGGUGCUCUGGCUCACCCACAGGAUUUGAUGCAUCACAUUGGACUCUUCAUGGCAAAGGGAAGGGGAGCCAAGGUAGUAUCAGAGGUGUCCUUUGGUGCAGUGAAAGAGCCAUGAUCAUAACCCCACUAUGGUUGCUGGACCGUAAAUGUAUUUUCU
Messenger RNA from Pistacia vera, 962 nucleotides. Its product is annotated as nicotinamidase 1. The transcript has 5 exons. Gene Ontology annotation, molecular function: nicotinamidase activity. The record is from RefSeq and is a predicted model, not a curated record. NCBI's taxonomy places the organism in Eukaryota, Viridiplantae, Streptophyta, Magnoliopsida, Sapindales, Anacardiaceae. Gene Ontology annotation, biological process: pyridine nucleotide salvage. The coding region runs from base 183 to 920 and encodes 245 amino acids.